AUGGAUCAGAACGAGAAGGCUUUCCAGAAGCAGGACGCUGUCUUCAUUGGCUCCAAGCGCCUGACCGGAAAGAAGUCCAAGAAGGCGGCGCGCUACUGGCGCAACGUGGGCCUUGGAUUCGCGACGCCGAAAGAAGCCAAGGAGGGGAACUUCGUCGACAAGAAGUGCCCCUUCACCGGGAACGUCAGCAUCCGCGGCGCCGUGCUGAAGGGCAUGGUCAUCUCCACGAAGAUGAAGCGCACCAUCGUCAUCCGACGUAACUACCUGCACUACAUCAAGAAGUUCAACCGCUUCGAGAAGCGCCACAGCAACCUGGCCGUGCACUGCUCCCCAGCCUUCGAGCCCAAGGAGGGAGACAUCGUCACGGCCGGCCAGUGCCGACCCCUGGCCAAGACUGUGCGCUUCAACGUCUUGAAGGUGGACAAGAACCAGAUCUUUGGCUCCGCGCGCAAGCAGUUUGCCUUGUUCUGA
This is a messenger RNA of Symbiodinium natans, 471 nucleotides long. Lineage: Eukaryota; Dinophyceae; Suessiales; Symbiodiniaceae. The record is from the annotation of a GenBank genome assembly.